Molecule: messenger RNA, 506 nt
Organism: Vombatus ursinus (common wombat)
Lineage: Eukaryota; Metazoa; Chordata; Mammalia; Diprotodontia; Vombatidae
Product: laminin subunit beta-2-like
Exons: 3
Source: RefSeq, a predicted model, not a curated record
AUGAAGGAGCAGACCCUGAGAGCGUGGAACUGGUGGCCCAGAGGGUCCUGAAAAUUCCUCUGGCCCACGGGGGCCAGAGAGCCGUGAAACAGCUGCUGGAGGAGAUCCAAGCUGCCCUCCAACUCCCAGACAGUAUGGACUGGGCUCUGCCUUCAGCCCAGGGCCUCCUUCAGCAAGCACAGCGGGCCAGGGAGGAUGCAGACAGAACCCAGGACAAUGUUGAGAAGACCCAGGGAGCUCUAGCUGAGGCCCAGAAUAAUAUAGGGAGAGCUGAGAGAGAGCUUCGGAAAACAAAGCAGGCGCUGAGGGGCCUAGAGGUUCAGACACAGGAGAUGGCUUUAGGGCUAGUUCAGGCCACGCAUGAUCUGGAUGUGGGUGCCACCCUGGACCAGCUCCUGGGGGCAGCAGAUGCUCUACAAGCCCAGGUGUCAGAAAACAAAUUACAGCUGAGGGAGUCCCAGGAGCAAGCAGAACAGGCCUCAGACACAGCUGCAAACUUGGGCAAG